UACUGCAUUAUAUUCAUCUGAAUGCGUGUCUCUGAAUAAACAAAUCACAGUCUUUGCAGAGGGGUCGUGGGGCUCUGUAUCCCCUCCCUCUAGUAUUAUUUGAAGAGGGUGCUAGAGUAGAGUAAUAAUUUUCUCUCUCGAUUGACUGCCAUUGUUGGUCUUCCUCUCAUCUCAUCUCCACUGAACGCUCCCUUCCUCCAUUGCGCUCCCUGGAAUAAUCAAGAUCCAUCCGCCCUUGUUUCUGAUCUCAUCCCGCCUCCCCUGGCCAACUGACUGCCCUAUUGGUGACCGUGGACAUUUUGGGUCCAGGGUGGCAAGAACCAUGGAGCUUCCGGUCAUUAUUCAGAGCAGCAUGCAUGGAAUCCAGUGACCCUGCUAGCGGCCUGAUCGAGUGAAGCAGCGCGCCAUCUUGUCCCCUCCACCCCUCCAUAUCCGGUGCAGCAAAGCUACCGGAUCUGGCCUCUGGUGCCCAGCCGCCGCUUCCGCUUCGUUGUCCGCCGAUCAUCCGACGAGGACGCCGCCGCUGUGUUCUGCUUUGCCGUGAAGAACAGAAGCUUGUUGGGGAUCUCAUCCGAACUCGGAGCUUGCUUCAGAGUCUGAUUUGUGUUGCUUGAUUCAAGAGUGGCAGUGGAACAGCAAGCAAGAACCAUACAGUUUCCAGUCAUUCAAAGCACGAUGCCUCAAAUCCACUGACCCAGCUAGCGGCCUGGUAUAUUUAUCUGCUGAUUGGCUAGCGGCCUGGUUUCUAGCUGAUUGGUGCUAAAGAAAGCUGCUCAUGGAGGUCACAACGGGUGCCAUGGGCAGCCUGCUCCCCAAGCUGGGCCAGCUGCUCAUGGAUGAGUACAACCUGCACAAGCGCGUCAAGAAAGACGUCCGCUUUCUCUCCAUGGAGCUUGAGAGCAUGCACGCUGCCCUCAUCAAGGUUGGUGCCGUGCCGCGGGACCAGCUCGACACGCAAGUCAAGCUCUGGGCCGAUGAAGUCAGAGAGCUCUCCUACAACAUGGAGGAUGUGGUCGACAAGUUCCUGGUACGUGUCGAAGGUAUUCAGCAGCCUCACGACAACACCGGCAGAUUCAAGGAGCUCAAGAACAAGAUGAUCAGCUUGUUCAAGAAAGGCAAGAAUCACCAUCGGAUAGCUGACGCCGUCAAGGAAAUCAAGGAGCAACUCCAGGAGGUGGCUGCUAGGCGUGGCAGGAACAAGCUCGAUGGUAUUGCUUUUAAUCCCACAGAAGCAAUUGCUAUCGAUCCUCGGCUUCGGGCGUUGUACACAGAAGCGACAGAGCUGGUGGGCAUUUAUGGGAAGAGGGAUGAAGACCUCUUGAGUUUGCUCUCCAUUGAGGGUGACGAUGCAUCUAACAAGAAACUGAGGAAGAUCUCCAUUGUUGGAUUUGGAGGGUUGGGAAAGACCACUCUUGCUAGAGCAGUAUAUGAGAAGAUUAAAGGUGAUUUUGAUUGUCGGGCAUUUGUCCCCGUCGGUCAAAACCCUGAUGUCAGGAAGGUUUUUAGGGAUAUCCUUAUUGAUCUCGGGAAAUCCCACUCAGAUGUUGUCAUGUUGGAUGAAAGGCAGCUUAUCAACAAGCUUCAUGAAUUCCUCGAGAACAAGAGGUAUCUGGUCAUAAUUGAUGAUAUAUGGGAUGAAAAAUUGUGGGAAGGCAUCAACUUGGCUUUCUCUAACAGGAAUAAUCAAGGCAGUCGGCUAAUCACCACAACCCGCAUUGUCAGUGUCUCCAAUUCAUGUUGCUCGUCGGCUAAUGAUUCGAUUUAUCAAAUGAAACCUCUUUCUACUGAUGAUUCCAGAAGGCUCUUCCAUAAGAGAAUAUUUCGCGACAAGAGUGGAUGUCCAAAUGAAUUUGAACAAGUGUCUAAAGAUAUAUUGAAAAAAUGUGGUGGGGUACCACUAGCCAUCAUUACUAUUGCUAGUGCUUUGGCUAGUGGACAGCACGUGAAGCCAAAGCGUGAGUGGGAUGUUCUGCUCCAAUCCCUUGGCUCUGGACUAACAGAAGAUAAUAGUUUAGAGGAGAUGCGGAGAAUACUCUCUUUCAGCUAUUAUAAUCUACCGUCCCAUCUGAAAACUUGUCUACUGUACCUAUGUAUAUAUCCAGAAGAUAGCGAGAUUAAUAGAGAUGGACUGAUAUGGAAGUGGGUGGCCGAAGGAUUUGUCCGCCAUGGAGAUCAAGGGACCAGCCUGUUUUUGCUUGGAUUAAACUACUUCAACCAGCUCAUUAAUAGAAGUAUGAUCCAGCCAAUAUAUGAUCGUCUCGGCCAGGUACAUGCUUGCCGUGUACAUGAUAUGGUUCUGGACCUUAUCUGCAAGUUGUCACAUGAAGCAAAGUUUGUUAAUGUAUUGGAUGGAACUGGGAAUAGCAUAUCUUCACAAAGUAAUGUCCGCCGUUUGUCCCUUCAGAAUAAAAAGGAAGAUCAUCAAGCCAAGCCUCUCACAAAUAUCAUGAGUAUGUCACGAGUGAGGUCAAUUACUAUCUUUCCACCUGCUGUUAGUAUCAUGCCAAGUCUGUCAAUGUUUGAAGUUCUGCGUGUACUUGAUCUUUCGGACUGUAACCUUGGGGAAAGUAGCAGCCUGCAGCUUAACCUCAAGGGUGUUGGACAUUUAAUCCACCUAAGGUACCUUGGUCUAGCAGAUACUGGAAUCAGGGAACUGUCGGCUGAGAUAGGAAACCUGCAGUUUUUGGAGGUGUUGGAUCUUGGAAGCAAUUUUAGAACCAGGGAAUUGCCUUCCACUCUUUUUAAUUUGCGAAGAUUAAUCUACCUAAAUGUUUAUCUCGAUAAGGUGGUUCCAACUCCUGGUGUGUUGCAGAAUCUGAAAUCCAUUGAAGUGUUGAGGGGGAUCUUGGUCUCUCUGAACAUUAUUGCACAAGAGCUUGGCAAACUGGCAAGGCUGAGGGAGCUUCAGAUUCGCUUCAAGGAUGGUACUUUGGAUUUGUAUGAAUGUUUUGUGAAGUCUCUGUGCAACCUACAUCACAUCGAAAUUCUAAUUAUUGGUAACAAUUUCGGAGGAACAUCUUUUGAACUGAUGGAUCUCUUGGGAGAAUGCUGGAUGCCUCCUGUACAUCUCCGCGAAUUUGUGUCGUACAUGCCCAGCAAACUCUCAGCUCUGCGAAGAUGGAUAAAGAGAGACCCCUCGCAUCUCUGGAACCUCUCCGAGUUAAUCCUCGGGUCAGUGAAGGAUGUGCAGCAGGAGGACGUGGAAAUCAUUGGGGGGUUGUUGUCCCUUCGCCGUCUCUGGAUAAAGAGCACCCACCAAACACAGCGGCUGCUAGUCAUCCGUGCAGAUGGGUUCCGCUGUAUGGUAGACUUUGAGUUGAAUUGUCGAUCAGCAGCGCAGAUCAAGUUUGAACCAGGAGCUUUGCCGAGGGCGGAAGCAGUUGCGUUCAGCCUGGGCGUGCGGGUGGCGAAAGAGGAUGGAAACUGUGGUUUCGACUUGGGCCUGCAGGGGAACCUGCUCUCCCUUCGGGGGGAUGUCAGGGUUUGGAUGUAUUGUCGUGGAGCGAGGGUUGGGGAGGCAAAGGAAGCGGAGGCUGCGGUGAGGCACGUGCUCAAAGCCCAUCCCAACCAUCCCCCGAUUGACAUUGACAUGUUGCCGCGUAUAGCAGAAGAUGCUCAUGAUGACGAUUUGUGUGAGGAGAGGAGGAGAACUGAUUUCACCUUGCGUCAGGUAGCAGGGGCGCGGGACGGCGUGGUUACUGCUGGUGGCAUCGGAGAUGAAUGUUUCACAAACAUUUUUGGGUGGGUGCUGGCCGUGCAAAGAUUUCGAACUUUGCUGGAAGUUGUGUGAUGAACUUCUUUUAAAUGGCAGUCACUUGCAGAAAGAGAUAUUGCUUGGUUUUGUAAUGAAUAAGUCCUUACAAGGAUAGCUUUGCUUUGCUUUAGUUGAGGGCCAUCGUUGCUCCUCUGUUUUGCAUGUUGUUACAUGGGAGGGCUAGCCCAUGACAUACUCGUGUAUUUUGUUUUUAAGCUGAACCGGAUAAACCUGAGGGUGUAUUAUCAGUUUCAUGAUGAAUGAAAUCUGAGCUCUUUAAUUCAAAUAAAAA
This is a messenger RNA of Triticum urartu, 4046 nucleotides long. The record is from RefSeq and is a predicted model, not a curated record. NCBI's taxonomy places the organism in Eukaryota, Viridiplantae, Streptophyta, Magnoliopsida, Poales, Poaceae.